AUGUCAUCGAUUGUGCGGCGAGCUAGGUCAACUUCUCUUCCGAAUUUCCUGGCAUGGCGUGCUUUGGGUUUUCGCACCAUCUCCUCCGGCCGCCUGGGUUUGGCAUCGUCUGUUCCACGUUCGCGGGCCACCGCCGGGGUAAAAGUUCUGGACUCAUUUAAGGAGGAAUUCGAAGUCGGAUCUCGCGUCGUCACGCUCGAGACGGGAAAAAUCGCCCGCUUUGCCAAUGGUUCCGUUGUGCUCGGCAUGGACGAGACCAAAGUUCUCGCCACCGUUGCUUGUGCUAAGACCAACUCGCCUGGAGAUUUCUUACCUCUCACUAUUGAUUAUCAAGAGAAGCAAUACGCUCAAGGCUUGAUUCCAAAUACGCAUUCGCGAAGAGAGGGAGCACCAAAAGAGCGGGAACUGUUAUGCGGCCGGCUCAUUGACAGGCCAAUCAGACCAUUGUUUCCUACAGGGUUUUACCAUGAAGUUCAGAUAAUGGCAAGUGUUCUAUCGUCGGAUGGGAAUCAAGAUCCAGAUGUAUUGGCUGCUAACGCAGCAUCUGCUGCACUUAUGCUAUCGGAUGUUCCAUGGGGAGGGCCCAUUGGAGUCAUCCGAAUAGGAAGGAUCAAUGGACAAAUGGUUGUCAAUCCUACUGUGGAUGAGCUUACCUUAAGUGAUCUCAGUUUGAUAUACGCUUGCACAAGGGAUAAGACUCUGAUGAUUGAUGUUCAAGCUCGGGAAAUCUCAGAGAAAGAUCUAGCAGCUGCUCUGAGGCUAGCUCAUCCAGAGGCUGUUAAGUACAUCGAUCCCCAAAUAAGAUUGGCUGCGAAAGCUGGGAAACAAAAGAAGGAGUACAAACUGUCCAUGCUUUCUGAGAAAACUUUAGAAAAAGUCACUGACUUGGCUGCAACGCGUAUUGAAUCCGUCUUUACCGAUCCUUCAUAUGGCAAGUUCGAACGUGGAGAGGCUCUCGAUAACAUUGGCAAAGAUGUGAAAAAAGUAUUUGAAGAAGAGGGCGAUCUAGAAAGCUUGAGCAUCCUUCCAAAGGCUGUUGAUACAGUGAGAAAGAAGGUAGUUCGUUCAAGGAUGAUUUCAGAUGGAUUUCGAGUCGACGGGAGACAUCUUGAUGAAGUUAGGCCCAUCCAUUGCGAAUCGCAUUACUUACCUGCAUUGCGCGGGUCAGCAAUUUUCUCACGUGGUGAUACACAGGUUCGUGCUGAAACUUCAGUUGCAGAGUGUAUGGUUCUCUGUGCUGUCGCCGUUGGAGCCCCAGGAGAUGCACAAAGCUUGGAUUCUCUUGUUGGUCCCCCGAAAAAGAGAUUUAUGCUUCACUACACAUUUCCUCCUUAUUGUACAAAUGAAGUCGGGAAACAAAGAGGCCUUAACAGGCGUGAAGUUGGUCAUGGAACACUGGCUGAGAAAGCAUUACUUGCUGUCUUGCCCACUGAAGAAGAUUUUCCUUAUACUAUUCGUAUUAAUUCAGAGGUGAUGUCCUCUGAUGGCUCCACGUCUAUGGCAAGCGUUUGUGGAGGUAGUAUGGCUUUGAUGGACGCCGGAAUUCCUCUCCGUGCUCAUGUUGCAGGUGUUUCUGUUGGUCUUAUCACUGACGUUGAUUCAUCAAGUGGCGAAAUUAUAGAGUACCGUAUAGUAACGGAUAUAUUGGGAUUAGAGGAUCAUCUCGGAGAUAUGGAUUUCAAGAUUGCUGGGACACGAAAUGGUGUGACGGCAAUUCAAUUGGAUAUCAAGCCGGCUGGAAUACCGUUGGACAUAGUUUGUGAAUCUUUAGAAAAUGCACGUGAAGCCCGUCUUCAGAUUCUUGACCAUAUGGAGAGAGAAAUUAAUUCUCCACGAGAACAGGAUGAAGAUUCCACUCAGAUAGAAACUUUAAGGUACAGCAACGAUGCGCUUCGUAGCUUGAUCGGACCUUUGGGCGUCAUCAAGAGGAAGAUUGAAGAGGAAACAGGUGCAAGAUUGUCUAUUGAUGACGGAACAUUAACUAUUGUUGCCAAGAAUAAGGCUGUGAUGGAAAAGGUUCAGGAAAAGGUUGACUUGAUCAUCGGUCGUGAAAUAGUUGUUGGUGGCGUGUACACAGGCAAAGUGACAUCCAUAAAAGAGUACGGCGCAUUUAUUGAGUUCAGUGGUGGUCAGCAAGGUCUACUACAUAUGUCUGAGCUAUCUCAUGACCCAGUAUUGAAGGUUUCAGAUGUAUUACAUGUUGACAAGUCCAUCACUGUGACGUGCAUUGACAAGGAUGUCCGCGGCAACAUUAAAGUAUCUCUCAAGGCAGUGUUACCCAAACCCGAACCGAAACCAGCGUCUAAACGUGGAAAAUGCUCUGUGGUGAAAGAGUCGUCUAUAGAAGAAACGUCUAGUGUUGGAGAGGCAGUUGCAAGCAUGCGCAGUGUUGUAGAGCCACCUCGGAAAUCUAGACUAUCAGUUCCUGCAGUUGUCAUCCGUACUGCUGUGGAGUGUGAUGAGGCAGAAGAAACUCUGGCUAACUGUGGCGAGACGCUGAAGCAAGACGAGAAACUCGAGCCUAGUGAUGCUAACCUAGUAUCAUCUUCAAAAACUAGGAAAUCUUUUAGGAAGGAGAGACAAUCAGAGAACGGAGGUGGCGAGAGCGCAACGAUUACUGCCCGGAAACUGAAAAUAGGAACAGAAGUGACGGCCAAAGUCCACGUGGUUCGACCCCGUGGAUUGGUUCUUGAUUUAGGUGGUGGAAUCCGCGGGAAGUACAUAUUCGAGGGGGAUGAAGAGACAAAGUUUGAGGUAGGAGACGCAUUGAAGGUGAAAUGUACUGGUUUUAGUACUGAAGGAAAACCUGUGAUGGCUUUGGUUGACGACGAGUAG
This is a messenger RNA of Thlaspi arvense, 2835 nucleotides long. The record is from the annotation of a GenBank genome assembly. NCBI's taxonomy places the organism in Eukaryota, Viridiplantae, Streptophyta, Magnoliopsida, Brassicales, Brassicaceae.